Spodoptera litura is the source of this 2925-nucleotide messenger RNA. The record is from RefSeq and is a predicted model, not a curated record. NCBI's taxonomy places the organism in Eukaryota, Metazoa, Arthropoda, Insecta, Lepidoptera, Noctuidae.
UCAUUCGUAACGAAUUCAUUCUGAUCCAAAAUGGAUUUGGAGUUUCGGAAUUUGACGUACACAGUCCAAAGUCGCCUACCAAAGGGACCACGGAAGGUGGUGGUCAAAGGCGUAGAUGGAAGGUUCACUUCAGGCCAGUUGGUGGCCAUUAUGGGACCUUCAGGUGCCGGCAAGAGCUCACUGCUCAACGCUCUAUCUGGAUACAGGUCCGCAGGCGUAACAGGUGAACUUCUGGUAAAUGGGCAGCCAAGAGACGAGCAGCAUUUCCAGAGGUCAUCGUGCUACAUCACCCAGGAGGACCUGCUCCAGCCGCUGCUGACUGUUCGCGAAGCUAUGGACGUUGCAGCGAGGCUGAAGGCACCUAGGGGAGCCAAAUCACCUUCGGAGGAAAUCCUACAAGAAAUGGGCCUACUGGAGCACCAGCAUACGAGAACAGAUCGGUUAUCUGGAGGACAGAAGAAGAGGUUAUCAAUAGCGCUCGAGUUAGUGAACAAUCCACCAAUAUUCUUCCUGGAUGAGCCUACCAGUGGACUGGAUACAGUCACGACCACCCAGUGCGUGAAGAUUCUGAAGUUAUUGGCGAGACAAGGCAGGACUGUGGUGUGCACCAUACAUCAGCCUCCUGCAUCGCUCUUGGAGAUGUUUGACCAGGUAUAUGUAAUCGCUGACGGAUACUGCAUAUACCAGGGCGACACAGCUGCUAUGGUGCCUUUUCUACAAACAUGUGGGUUGCCCUGUCCAAGACAUCAUAAUCCUGCUGACUUCAUUAUUGAACUAACAGAAACACCUGAAUAUAUAACCCUACUAUCGAAAGAGAUAAUGAAUGGAAAACUGUUCAAAUCAGCGAAGUUAGAUCAACCAGCGAUCGAACCGAACGCGAACCAAAUGCAGCUUAAAAUCAGCUACCAGACUGAUGACGCGAACGAAACUGAGAUAAUCCUGUCAAAUGAAAAAUGCACUUAUAAAGUAACGAAAUACGAUGGCUCAAGUGCCUCUGUAAGUUCGUCGUCCAGUCAGCUUUCUAAUGGAAACUCCUCGAUGGCGUGGAUGAAGAUGCAAAAAUCAGACACUAUGGAAUUCUCCACGACCUACUGUGAACAGUUCUGUAUAUUACUGAAGAGGAUGUUGACCCAAAUAUUUAGGAAUAAACAAGGUCUCAGUAUCCAGUUCGUUCACCACGUGAUGUGUGGCUUGUUAGUGGGAACUUGUUUCUUCAAUAUGGCCAAUGACGGUACGCAGAUGUUUAACCACCUCAAGCUCUGCGUCGGACUCGUCAUAUUCUUUGCGUAUACCCAAAUCAUGGUUCCAGUACUUGUAUAUCCUCAAGAAGUGAAGUUAGUGAAAAAAGAACAUUUCAACUGCUGGUACAGCCUGAACCCUUACUACGCUGCUCUCACAGUCUCGAAGCUUCCCGUACAAAUAACAUUCAACAUAAUAUUCUCAACGAUCGUGUACUUCAUGGCCGGAGUUCCGUUUACUGUAAUGCGGUUCGUGGCGUUCUGUCUCGUGGGGAACGUUGUGUCCUUGGCUGCUGAAGGCUUUGGCAUGGCUAUUGGAUCCGUCUUCAACGUUACGAAUGGCUGUGCCAUCGGGCCUUCAGCGAUCGCUCCAUUCCUCGGCCUAGCCAUCUAUGGCUUCGACUUUGCCCACGAGAUCCCUCUGAUGAUGAACAUCCUCAUGAAGACUUCCUUCAUCAGAUGCGGUAUUGUGGCUAUGGUCCUUACCAUCUUCGGUUUCGACCGUCAGCCUUUAGAUUGCGAAGACAUGUAUUGCCAUUUCGCCAAACCUGAGGUUCUUAUCAAGUACUUAGAUAUUGAAAACAGUUCUGUCUGGUAUGAGAUCCUCACUAUGUUCGGAAUCAUGUUUGUCUUCCGAUCUCUAUGUUACAUUGGCCUCAGGUGGCGAUUCGCGACAUGAUACUUCUAUUCACAUAGUCUUUGUAUGAGCUCGAUCAUAAAUUGUGAUAUAAGCAUUACACGUUUCUGUUAGUACAAAAAUUACGUUUCGAUUUCUUGUGAUAAUUUAAGAUUUAAAUUAUGAAGUUGUAGGUAUUUUAUACCAUUUUAUUUUGUAGUUACUGAUGCUUAAUUAAUCAUGUCCAGCGAAUUGAAUGGCAUAUUGUAAUUUAUUGUAAUUAGUAGUUAAAUUUUAAUUUUAUAUUGGGUAUUUGUCUCGAAUUUGAUGUAUAAAUCACUUUCAUUAAACUUUUAACUGUAAAUAAUUAUUAUUCUAUUAAUGAUACAAAACUGCGAGGGCGAUUUGAAGAGAAAUAACAGUUUUUAAAACUUUUUUUAUACUCUCUCUACUCGACGAACUCUAAUGGAGUUCUCUGAUUUCGUUUUAAUAAAAAAUCAAGUAUUCCUUUGACCAAAAAUAUUAGAACUUUACACUUAUGCGAACAUUUUCAUUCCAUUCUCACAAUUUUGUCACGAAACACUAAACAUAGAUACAUAGGUAUACGUAGUUAUGUAUCCAGCCAAAGAUACUGUUUACAGAUACAUUUUUGACUGAUAUUUCUAUAACACUUAGGUAUAACAAGGCAGUGUAGUACUCAUUUCUCUUGCCCUUUAAUUUAAUUUAAGUUAUAGUUAGUUUAAAUUAUGUUUGUAAUGUAUAUAUUUCUUCUAAAACUUCCAAAAGGGUUAUUCGGUUGUGUUUUUUCUGUGAGCUUACAUCAAUUUUGCUAGCCUUGUUCGCACUGCGCUAAUAUUUAAGUCGAGUAGCGAGUUUUAGCAGCUCCUUGUCUCUUCGAUUUUAGGACAGAAGCGAGAGAAGGCUACUAAAGAUUCGCUACUCGACUAAAAUAUUAGCGCAGUGCAAACAAGGCUUAACUUUUGGUGAAUUAUCCACCCGUUAUCAAAAAAAUAAAGGUAAUGAACAGGGGACAAUUUUAAAUUAAGUACAACAUUUUGAUUUUUGUUAAUC